Molecule: messenger RNA, 870 nt
Organism: Solanum dulcamara
Lineage: Eukaryota; Viridiplantae; Streptophyta; Magnoliopsida; Solanales; Solanaceae
Exons: 1
Coding region: 306-668 (120 amino acids)
Source: RefSeq, a predicted model, not a curated record
GAGAGAGUUACUUAUGCAUCAGAUGGUGCAAAACAUUUCACUAUUAUUCCAUUGUGUAGUUGUAUCACUUUCAUUUCUCUUGAGCUACUUUUGGAAAACGUGAUAAGAAUAUAGCUGUUGAAGUAUCCUCCUCAUCUAUAGCUGUCCCAUUCUCUUUUCAGAUAUACCUGUGUAUUAUGAGAUCUGGAAAAAGAGGUACACGGCCCAGAGUUCACUUGAACUUCCUUCCCCGCAGUCAAAAAAACUAAGUGGAAAGUGCACUGUCAGGAGAGAGACUCGUUCUUCACAGAAUAUUCUGUGGGGAAAUGUUUCUAAAAAGCAUGAUGCCGAGUCCAGAUUCCUCUGUCAGAUCGAAAGUUCAAGUCGGUAAAUUGAUGGCUCUCUUGCUCAUUGCACAGUCAGUGUCAAUUGGAAAUCCAGAAACUCUGCAACCCCUUUCAUCUAAUGUUUUGCCUAUAGAGGAUGAUUUCCUGGAUAACAAAUUCAGUGCUUCAGCUAGCUUCAGGUAUAAAACAGACUGCCUGUUAGGUUCAGGAUGGGAGGAUGAGUCUAGUUUAGCUGGCAGAUCAACGGAGGAUGCCUCAUUUAGGGAGUCUCUUGAACUUGAUCACAGUGCAAAUGUGAUGCAUGAGAGAAGGAAACCAUUUAUGCGGAACACAGAAGCCUGAUACAUGAUGGAUCAUCUUUUGCUAGUGAUGAAGAUAUUAAGUUUGAAAAAAGUAACUACAGAAAUAAACGAAAUCGCCUUGAAGAUGAUUAUAGUUUUGAAGUAGCUGAUGAUGUUAACCAGGUCUAAAAUCAAAGGUCUGCAAGGCCAAGGAAAUAUAUUUUAAGAACUUCUCCUGGUGCAAAAUUCAGAGCAAGGCAUUG